AUGGGUAAGUUUUUUCACCGAUCCAAGGGCCAUUCGUCCAAAAACAAGACCCCAGACACAUCCCAGUCGUUUAUAGACUCCCAUUCUACAGCGGAUACCAUAAAAACCUCGUCUACUGGACACAAUACCGAUUCGAGACGGAGGUCCGAAACUCCUGUUUCUCCCAAGUUUCCGCCCAAAGUCACCAAUGACGGCCCCGAAACAUCGUCAAACGUCUCGGGAGAGAUUCCUGAAACAGCACUUGAAGAGGGAUCUGCUGCUGGUCAGACGCAACCCAUAAUUGCUGUCACCGUAGACAGAGGUCCCCAGCCAAAUGGCCCAGAAACCACCCAUGAAAACCCCCAAUUGUUGGCUCCUCGAAUGUCUGAACUGGACAUGGGAGAGAGACAGAGCCAGAACUCUCGAAAGGAAAAACAAGGCAUUCUUUCGUCGUUGGUUUCUGCCGCUCACAAUGCCGCAAAUAUCAUCACAUCCACUAUCGACGACGACCACAAGUCGGGACUGAAUAACCUGCCUUCGCGAAAGACGUCGGCACUGCCAAGAAACUCCAGUACUCAAGACUUCGAUAGCGAGCUGGACCGCAACCAUAAUCGGUCCUUUAGCAACAAACUCGACUUUUUGUUGAAACCGGCCAGGUUCCAUGGGCCUCACUCUUCCACCUCCUCUUUGGACCACAAGACUCAAGAACAUACCACCAGUGCAGAGGCUGCUCACCGGGGCCGUGACGACGUAAAUGGAAACGAAACCGAAAAGGAAAAGUCGCUUGCAAGGUCUCUUUCUCCGUCUAAUGUACAUUUUGAAUCGGUGCGAGAGUCUCCCAUCAACACAAUCGGUCAGGGAAAUCUUCUGCUUGGACAUUUUUCCAACAACCGUCCUGCUAUCAGGUCGAAUCAAAACUCAACUGACUCUCUCCCCAUUAAGAGGGGUAUGUCCCCGCAAGCGGUGAACAAUCAACUUCCUCCUCUGAGCCAAUUGGCAGUUUCAGGCUCUGGAGACUACAAGAAAGUGCGCCGGAAGUCGUACCUCUCACCUGCUAGGUCACAAGAACGUCGUCGUCUGCACAGUGCCGCAUCUGACAGUGAAUCAUACACCGAUUCGGCAACUAUGGACGAUGAGCUAGACCAAAUCAUCGACUAUUCGGGUCUGAAGAUAGCAUCUGAGAAAGAGAAUCGUGAGUUUCACCAGGCUUUCCGCGAUCUUCCGCCGGAAGAAAAGCUUGUGGAUGAUUUCAGCUGUGCCCUCUCGCGAGAAAUCUUGGUUCACGGCCGCAUGUACCUUUCAGAACAUUAUCUCUGUUUCAACUCAAGUAUCUUGGGUUGGGUCACCAAUAUUCGCAUUCCUUUGCAGGAAGUUAUCCAGAUUGAAAAGAAAUCAACGGUUAAAUUGUUUCCCAAUGGUAUGAUUGUACGGACACUUCACCACAAGUAUGUGUUUGCUUCAUUUUUGUCUCGAGACUCGGUUUUCAAACAAGUCACCAAUGCUUGGCAUCAAGUAUUGCUUGAGCUGGCGGACGUGGAUCCUAAGAAAGUGGUAGCUCCUCGUGGAAGGACUCGUUCGCGUUCUUUGGCAACUAAGACGCUGCUGGAUGGGGUGGAUUCUGAUGAUGAAGACUCUACUAACAGUGCAGACGUUUCCGAUUAUUCGGAUAGAGAAAACUCCGAUACCGAUGAGUCUUCUUUGGCAAAUGACAACGACUCUUCCAACAGCUCAAUUGAGGUCAAGGCGUACCCAGAGAACAAUUUACUCGCUAAAGGCAGCUCCAAUGAAAGCGACAAAGACCAAGCGCAAUCUGAGGGAAACACAUUUAGGGGCCUUCCGUUGACCGGUCCGCUGACUCACGAACCGACCGAGAUCGACUACACCAAACUGUCACUGGAGACAUUCAUUUGUGACGAAACAAUCAAUGCACCAUUGGGGGUUGUUUACCUCAUUCUCUUUGGAGCAGAUACUUCCAAAUACAUCAAGGUUCUCAAAAACCAAAAGAACUUUGACAUCGAUGAACUGGGAGUGGUGGGGCUUACAAAAUCAAACAAGAGUCGUCACUAUACUUACACCAAGCCGCUCUCUGGGCCAAUAGGACCAAAGCAAACCAAGUGUAUUAUCGACGAUAAACUCAUCGAUUAUGAUUUUGAGAAGUAUAUACUAGUCGAACAGGACACUUCGACCCCAGACGUUCCCAGUGGAAAUUCGUUCAACGUGAAAACCAAGAUGUUCAUGAGCUGGGCUGCCAACAACAGCACCAGGAUCUACGUGGUGACGUCUGUGGAGUGGUCAGGAAAAUCAUGGAUCAAAGGAGCCAUUGAAAAAGGUAGCAUUGAUGGUCAGAAAGAGUCGAUGAAACUGAUGAUCGAAACGUUAAAUGACUUUGUGGCCACUGCAGGCAGUAAGGGCGACAAAGGCGAUAAGAAGAAAAAGAAAAGACGGAAGUCUACAUCUUCGGGUCAGAAAGAAAAAGCACCCGAACCAGAACCAACAUCUUCUGGCUCUGAUGCGGGUAUUCUCCAACAACUUACAACAUUAAUGGAGUCUAUCGGUGAACUUGUCCCCAUCCUGAUAUUUGGAAAGUCAGUCACAGGCACCAUCAUCACUAUGAUUACAUUGUUCUUGUUUGGAUGGUUGUCUAGUAUGGUUUCUUUCCGAGGCUCAACUCUGUUGGAAAUACUUCACCAGAGCAACAUGAUCACCCAGGUGAAAAUCAACGAGCACACCUACACCAUGAUACCGUCGGUGGACUCGUACUUGACGGACCGCAAGAAGCGGUUGGACACGGAGUUAGCCCUUUGGAAGUGGAUUAACGACCGGUCUGACGGACAAAUCAGAAUCCAAUCUCAACCUGAGACGGGGUCCUCUUCUACCCUGGAUAAACUUAAGCAGUAUUCUGCGCAAGAACUCAAGGAGAUAGUCAGGAUCACCCAGCUCAAGUUGAAUGAAUUGAGCAAGCGUUUAGACUCAGACAAUGAAUAA
Meyerozyma guilliermondii ATCC 6260 is the source of this 2964-nucleotide messenger RNA. RefSeq lists its product as uncharacterized. Gene Ontology annotation, biological process: intracellular sterol transport. The transcript has a single exon. NCBI's taxonomy places the organism in Eukaryota, Fungi, Ascomycota, Pichiomycetes, Serinales, Debaryomycetaceae. Bases 1 to 2964 code for a protein of 987 amino acids. Gene Ontology annotation, molecular function: sterol binding; sterol transfer activity. The record is from RefSeq and is a predicted model, not a curated record. Gene Ontology annotation, cellular component: mitochondrion; cortical endoplasmic reticulum; plasma membrane.